Molecule: messenger RNA, 7759 nt
Organism: Spodoptera frugiperda (fall armyworm)
Lineage: Eukaryota; Metazoa; Arthropoda; Insecta; Lepidoptera; Noctuidae
Product: sodium/potassium/calcium exchanger Nckx30C
Exons: 7
Coding region: 76-1776 (566 amino acids)
Biological process (GO): calcium ion transmembrane transport; intracellular calcium ion homeostasis
Cellular component (GO): membrane
Molecular function (GO): calcium channel activity; calcium, potassium:sodium antiporter activity
Source: RefSeq, a predicted model, not a curated record
CGCGGAGGGCGCGGGCGGGGGCGCGGGGCGGCUGGCUGCACGCGGCAGUGUGCGCUGAGCCCCCGGGAGCGCGGCAUGGGUGGCGCGCUGCUGCUAGCGCUGCUGGCGGCGGCGCGGGCCAGCGAGCCCAAUGCCACCGAACUCAGCCCCUCGCCGCCACCAGAAGAAGAGAAGACCCCGCUCUUCCCCAUCGACCUGUUCACGGACGACCAGCGGCGGUCGGGAGCCGUGCUGCUGCAUGUCGUCGGCAUGGGCUACAUGUUCGUGGCGCUGGCCAUCGUGUGCGACGAGUUCUUCGUGCCGGCGCUGGACGUGAUCAUCGAGCGGCUGGCCAUCCGGGACGACGUGGCCGGCGCCACCUUCAUGGCGGCGGGGGGCUCCGCGCCGGAGCUGUUCACCUCCAUCAUCGGCGUGUUCGUGUCGUUCGACGACGUGGGUAUCGGGACGAUCGUGGGCUCGGCCGUGUUUAACAUUUUGUUCGUGAUCGGUGCGUGCGCGCUGUUCUCCAGAACGACUUUGACACUAACUUGGUGGCCCCUGUUCCGAGACUGCUCUUUUUACUCCGUCAGCCUUCUCGUGUUGAUAUAUUGUUUCCGGGACAGCGAGAUAUACUGGCAGGAAGCGCUGGUGCUGUUCUCGCUGUACGGGGCGUACGUGUUGUUCAUGAGGUGGAACCAGCCGGUGGAGCGAGCACUCAAGAAGCUCAUCUACAAGAACAAGGUGACGCGAGUGCGGAGUACUGAUCAGCUGAUGCCAACGCACCAGACUGCUGCUCAGACCUUGCACGGCAACGCGACGACAUCAAGCGAAACAUCGGUGGGGACGAACACGGCAACCGCAGCUGCGACGUCAGCGGGCCCCAGCAAGGGGCCGCCGCCCGCCGCCAAGUUCCGUCACGGUCUGCUGCAGCUCAUGAUACACACCAUCGAUCCCAUGCAUGACGGCAAGGUGGAUGAGAAGGCGACGCAGUUGCACGCGAUAGCUUCCUUAAAGGUGUUGCUGGAGGCGACACGGCCGACAGCCGGCGGCGCUGGUGCAGCCGCUGCGAGGCAUUCUGCAGCGGCCGCGCAAGCCAAGGAGACACCGCUAGACCUGCCCAACGGUGGGAUCGCGGACGUCCAAUUAGAUGCUAUAGAAGAGAUUGGAGACCUGGAGGACGACACGACGCCGUUGGACAUGUCGUGGCCCUCAGGGUUCCGCAAGCGAGUAACGUACCUGUUAGUCGCGCCCAUUGUCUUCCCACUCUGGAUGACCCUACCAGAUACAAGAACACCGAAAGGGAAAAGAUUUUUCCCAAUAACAUUUAUAGGGUCUAUAGUUUGGAUAGCUUUCUUUUCGUACUUGAUGGUGUGGUGGGCGAAUGUAGCCGGGGCUACAGCGCAUGUGCCUCCAGAGGUGAUGGGGCUGACGCUCCUGGCUGCUGGGACCUCAGUUCCUGACCUCAUCACGUCAGUCAUCGUCGCCAGAAAGGGGUUCGGCGACAUGGCUGUCUCCAGCUCAGUCGGCAGCAAUAUUUUUGAUGUUACUGUUGGGCUACCUCUUCCAUGGCUCCUGUACGGGCUGAUCAACGGCGAGCCAGUCCAGGUCAACUCCAAGGGCAUGGUCUGCAGCAUAGUGCUGCUCUUUGCCAUGCUGCUGUUCGUCAUCCUCAGCAUCGCCUGCUUCAGGUGGAAGAUGAACAAGGGUCUAGGGUUCACCAUGUUCCUCCUCUAUUUCGUCUUCGUGGGAGUCAGUCUCGGCCUCGAAUACGGCUACCUCCACUGUCCGAGCGAAUAGACUGGUCUUUUCGCCUUUUGGUCUUCUCUAUUAAAUAAGGAAUGGAUUUUCAAUGUUGAGCCUUUGAUCGUGACUAUUCGUUUUGGGAAACACGAACGAGAUUUUAAUUCGAAAUAGAAAAGCUGAUUGAACGUUUUAUUGUAGAGUUAGAGAUGGGGAGGCAAUUUUAAAUAGUUUAUGGUAAAUAGUUGAGAACGCUAGCAUUGUUUACCAAGAACAAAUAGUCGACAGUCAAAUUGUAGUGAGUUGGUACUUCCAGCAAUAUUGCACCUCGGUUGCAGCAAACUAUGCUACGUCAGAAAUGAAAUGUAAAUUCGACGUCACAUUGUAACAUUGACUUUGACAUUCUGACGUUGACAUAUAACGUAACGUGCAAGCGUCGAAGAAUGUCAAAAUGUAUAAAUAAUUUUAUACGACACAAUUUUAAAACGUUAUUUACAAUGUGACGUGAGAUAAAAGGUUAUUUAUUUAAUUAUUUUAUAUGAAUAAUUAAAUUUAAUGAUCUGUUAAUUUACUGAAAUGAAAUAAAUAAAUUUUCAUAGUUCGCUGCAAAGAGAAAGACAUUUAUAAAAACGUAAGUAUUAUAAGAAAGUUACUUUAGCGUUGUGAAUUGUUUAGUUUUAUAUUUUAGUUGUCUAGUUGCCAUAGCACAAGCAGUAAGAUAUUGCUCAAAUAUUCCUUUACUUUGUUGUUGCUUUGCUAUGUAGUUUCGUUUAGAUGUUUUUAAAUGAACGCUUGUAAUAGAUGUAUUGAACGAAAUGACGAGAGAUUUACGUGCACCAAAUAUACAUAAGGGAAACUUAAGACAGUAGAACAUUUAACGAAGAAUACAAUUCCUAUAUAAAUAUCGAUGCUUCAGUUCUGAUCAUAACAAUAAGAAUGAUUGCAAUGUAAAUGAUUGAGGUACAACAUUUUUGUAUCCAAAGUAAAUAUUUAGCCAUUAUAGAGACUGUAGUUAUUUAUAUGAAUGUUAGUUGUUUAACUCGAUGGCGCUUUUACGAAGUUUUAAGGCUAAGUUCUUGAUCUAUCGUUAAUGUAACGUGUGAGUUGUGUUUGUAAAUAUUGAACGCGUUGUGUUCUACUUCUGUUCUCUCGUUCAGUUCAUCUGUUCGGUCGCAGGCCGUCGGUCCAUGUGGAUGAUUUGUAUUUAAAUGUAUCGUUGUAAUGAAAGCGAUUUGAUGUAAGUGUGUGUGGCCCGCACAAACAGCUAGAUUGUACAUACACACAUAGAGGGUGCAAGAGCGGGGCAAAUGUAAAAUGUUUUAAUAAAAAUCUCAUUCCAUAAAAUGUGCCUAAGAGUUUUACAAACUCAGUAACAUUUAGCUUCGAUUUUUAUAAAUUAACAGUAAAAAAAUAUAUGAAAAUGUUAAAAAAGUCAUUUUGUCAUCCUGUUAGCGGACUAUGCUUACAUAUAGUGUUAUAGACUAUCCGAGGACACAUCUGUCCCGCUCUACGAUAUAAUACGGUAGUUAGAGUUUACACUAUCUCUAUGAAUUCUAUCUUUAAUUAUAAUGUUCCUCCAUACUUCGUUUCAUCUAUUGACUUUCGGCAGAAAUGUUUGGAGUUGCAUCUGGCAAGUCAAUUCUUAAUAUUACGGCUGUUUCUUCAAAAAUCUCUUCUUCCUUAACAUUUAAAGGGCACGGUUCAGUAAAUUUUGUAAAGUUAAAAAACAUCUUGUCAACCGUCCAUAGUUUCUGUUUCAUAUUUACUUUCCGCUUCUGCACACCACUCUGUUAUCUAUUCAUGAGAAACUUUAAUAAAAAAAAAUGAUGGUAAGUUCAAUUGUUGAAAUCCAAAAGGUUUUAUAUUAAUAACCCGCCUAUUUGACAUAGCAAUAAAUAGACUAGAAUAGAUAGUUAAAUAUUUAUAUUGUUAAGCUUUAACACUUCAGACCAUGUGUCGCUCAAAUGAAGAAAGCAUUAUUGGACUUCAGACAAGUGGCGGAGAGAAGUGACGAGAAAGGACAAGAGCAACUCCGUGAUAGUACAAUACAAUGUCCAUUGGCACUUCUCUAGCCUCUAACUCUUCUAAUAUACGCACAAGUAAACCAUGAAAUACUUAAAUAUUCGCUUAACAUACAUCAGAAAGUUUUAGUUGAACUAGAAAUCAUCUACGUAUAAUAGAAUUUAUACGGUAAAAUGUUUACACGCUGACGUGAAUCUGUUUGGAACAUUUGUUUACAAGUUGACGUUUACAAAGUCAUAUUGUAGAAUGUCAUGAAGGUGUGAUGUCAAUUAUUUUCUACAAUAUGACGUCGACGUCUCGAUUGUGAACUAUGAAAGAUGAACAUGAUAUAAAUGACUGGUGUAUUUAACCAAUCACAGUAACUAAAGAGUCGUAUAAAAUCAUUUUGUAAUCAUGAGAGCUAGAUUUUCGUGUUGUGUAGGCACAUAUUUUGUCUUUGUGCAAAUGUUCCAUAACAUUUAUUGCCAUCAUGACUAUUUAAGGUAAGCGUCCACAGGUCCGCACCGUACGCAUCGUACUCAUCGUAAUCGUGUGACGUCAUCAGUACGCCUCGCAUGUAGGCAUUGCCGAUGAUGCGGAUCAGUGGACGCAGUUGUAUGAGUUUCUAUACAAGGCAAACUAAAAUCCGUUGCGUGCGAUGCGUACGAUGCGGGCCUGUGGACGCUUACCUUUAAAUGACAUAUUAAAGUAUGUUUUAGUAGCGGUGUUCAGAAUAAACAUUUGUUUAAUAACAUGUUUUGUAUGUACUGCAAAAAGGACAUCGACAGCGUGUUUCAUUCUCGCUCUGUCCUAAUUAUAGUAAUUGUGUACUUAAUAUAGCCCAGAUACAAUUUAAUUUAAUGGAUAGUUUAGCUUUACUAUAGCUAUUCUUCGCGACAGGAUUUUUAUAUUAUAAACAAAUGUACCUAUGAAAAAAUAGUGCCUCGUACUAGAACCUAGGUAAUUAUUAUAAAGGAAAUAGAACCUUAAAUAUAUGCAAUACAUGAAAGAAAACCUAUCUUUAUUUUGAACAUUGCAUCUAAUGCGAACAAAUUGAAUGUCGUGAAAAUUAUUCCAAUUUAUAAUAAUAAUGAUAAAUAAUGGACAAAACGAUAAUACUUAUUGCUAUAUAUGUAACGACAUAUCGGUAACCACCGGACAUCGUUUAGGUCAUAAUCUGUGAUAAGGGCAUGCUUAUGACGUAUAUAUAAAAAAAUAUUUGUAUGAACAUCUGUCUUCAAGUUCUCACAUAGUAACUACAUAUGUAUAAGCUUGAAUUUACUAAUCUUCUGUAGUUCGCUUAGCGAUGCCACUACUAGACAGUUACAUUGUCAUACUUAAUGGUCAUUAAAAACUACGAUCAUCAAAGAAAAUUAAACAAUUAUGAGCGCUUUUAAUCAAAACGCUAGCACUCAUUUAUUGCUGUACUCAAAGACAUUUAAUGAUUACUUAAACUAUUCCUUAGUAACGAUUUUGUAUCGAAAACAAUUGCUAAGGACUUGGUUAUGUAACCAUUAAAUUACUCUGAGUAUAGGUUAGACUGUGUUUCUUAAAUUACUUUUGAACAAAUUAAUAGAAAAAGAAAUGCAAUGCGAUUCUUCCAAUGGCUAUGCGCUAUCAAGGCAUUGUUGAAACAAUGAUAUGAGCUCAUUGCUCAAGUUACGUCUUCCCAUGUUUAAGUUAUUUACAAGUUCGGGAAUUUGAGUUAACAUGGGUUAUCCGAGAAUUUGUUGAGUUUUCAAAAAUAUAUAAAAAGAAAACAAUGACUGUACGACGUAGUGGCCACUCUAUAAAAGUUUAAGAUUUGACUCUAUAAAGUAAAAUUAAUUCGAUUUGAAUUUUUCCUUUACAAAUACAAGCUAGUAUGUAGUAUUCUAAAAAUAUCCUUAAAAUUAUUAUCUGACGCACCAAGUACCAAAUGUACGAUAUGCCUAUGCUGAGGAGUCCCAAAAAUGAACUCGAUUGAGUACAAAAUAUUAACUUAAUACAGUUUGUGACACAUAAUUAAAAUAAAUUGUUCAAAAAUUGUAGAAUUUUAAUAAUAGGUAAUUAAUUACAACAGCCGUUUUUCCAAUGCAAGUAAACACGGCGCUAGACAGAAUUUAUUUACUAAUAAAUAAUAAUUAAAUAACAAUUCAAUAGUACAUUAUUGGGACCCUCAAAAUAAUCUAAAUGCUAUUAACUUAUAUAACUAUAUACACUAGAUUUCUAUCUAUCAAUCUCUUGUAUGAUGUACUUAAUUAGGCUUUGUAAAUUAACCAUCCUUCCAUUUGUUUAAUGCGGUUAAUUAUUAUUGAACUGAUAAAGAAUAUUUAUGAUCAUAUCACGAGGUUCUUUUAUUUCACGUCAGAAUGUAGAAAAUGUUUUCUCUGUACCACGUCAGAAUGUAUAAUUGAUGUUACAUUGUCACAUAAUGUACAGACGUCAGAGUGUAACAUUGAAAUGUUUUCUACAUUUUGACGUGAAAUUUUUCUACUUGAAACUCGCCUCUAUGCAUGUCAGUCCACGUAGUUACAUUAAAAUUGCAUUUGUUCAGUACCAAAUAGCACAAGCCGUAUUAGUGACUCAUUAAAUUUCAAACUUCAUUAUUAUAACUACUACCUAGUAUCUAUAAGAGUUAAAAUUUAUCAAUACUAUCGGCGUUGAUAGACGUCGGUUGAACACAUUAAAAUAUCCUUUAUAAACUUCUUCGUAGUCUAAGAUCUAGGCUUAAACGCUAUAAUGAAUAUAAAAAAAAUGUUUAUUAAUAAAAAAAAUUGAAUAUGAUAUCCAGGUAGAGAUUGUUACUAGAAAUGAUGGUUUUUAUAUAAAAAUUAUAAAGUAAAUUAUUGCAGAUAAUAAAAAAAUAUUUUUCAUUCCACUUUUUUGUUGCGACAAUUAUUAUUAUGAUUAUUAUAUACAAAACAUAUGAACACCAUAAUUAUUAUUUAGUGGAAAUAAGAGAUUUAUUAAUAUUGUUUACCUUACUGUUUCAGCUUUAAAAAGGUUCGUAAAUGAAAAAGUGGAGUGAUUUAAAAUUGUCAUUGAUUUCGUUUAUAGCUGACCAGUCUCGAUUUCGAAUGACAGACAGAAUAAUUAUUAUUUCAUUAUUAAUAAUUGGCGCUAUUUUGGUUCAAAAUCAAAAACACUUUUUUAAUAAGACGUUACUGAAGUCAAAAUGUUAACGUCAUUAUUAUUUUAAACAAAAUUGUUUUUUUUUGUUAUAUAUAUUAUUAAUAAUUGUUGUUUAUUAUUACUAUUAUUUACAUAUAUGAAGUCGUCGGAAUCGAGAUAACAGCGUAGGUUGUUAAUAGUGAUAUUACAAAUUAGGUACUUAAAAGUAAAAAAGUGUUAUUAAUUUAAAAAAAACCGUAGAUAAGUUUUAGGAAUUUUCAUCAUGUUGUAACAAGUAAAAAUGGGAGGAGAUGAGCUCUUAUUGGUUAUGAUUUCCAUUCAAAAAAUAAGUGAUUGUUGUUUUUUAAAAAGUCUCAACCGAAAUUAUGACUUCCGUAGUUGAUUUAAAGUUUAUUUUUGUGAAAUAUCGCUGUGAAUCUCGAUCGGAACGUUGACAAAGAAAUAUAAAUAUAAUAGAUUUAUAUAAUAAUAAUAAUAGAAUGUUUUCAUAUAUUAUUAUACCAUAGAGCACGUAUUUACAUAUAUUUUUCGAUAGAUCUGAUUAUUGUAAACUGCGUUCAAAGAUGGUGAUUUUAAAUAAUAAUAUUGAUUGAACGUAGGACUCCUCAUUUUGAAGUAAUAGUUAAUAAUAAGUGAAGCACAGUGUUGUUUGUUGACAUAUUUAAUAAUUAUUAAGUGAUAUACAUAUAUACAAUUCCGAUCGAGCGGUUGUUGUUCUAUUAAAGCUUUUAAUAAUUGUUGACAAUUGAAAUAUUGUGAUAGUUUUAAUAAUUCACUACUUUAUUGCGUAUAUUGUAAUAAUUUCGUAUGGUAUCAGUGUUUAUAUGAUUUUGACGUACAAAAGAGCAUGCCGUACCCAACGUCGGCAGUCGACGGUAUUAUGAAAAAUUACAAUAAAAAUUAUAAAAUAGUGAGUGAAAAAUAA